AUGUCGAGCGAAUCAAAGAAAGUCCCUGGAGGUCAUUACUCCGGGGCCAAUCCAAUUCCAAAUAUUCAACGAUUUGUGGAAAGUCUAGAUUCCGAGAAGAGAGAUAGGGAUGCAAAGAUUAAUGCCCAACUGGAAUCACGCACGCAAGCUCAACCGAAAGAUCAAAACCAAGGACAACCAAGUGGCAUUGACGGAACAAGGAAAGUCGUGACGGAUCCAACAACUGGAAAGGAUGUGGAAAUUGAGGAUGUCAAUGCAGAUUUCAUGAAGGCGGUGGAUGACCCACAGCUUUCCGUGCCAAAUGCGAAUCUCAAUAAGCCGACAACGAGAAAGACAGAAGCAACUCAAUCUGGGGAGGGAUACAGAGAAAAUCAAGAUACUACCGCACCACCUGAACCAGUCGAACCUGGAAGUACCUCCGAUGUACCAAUUCAUGGAGAAAAGACAAACAUUUUAUUUCAUCCUACACCCUCGGCAACUGCAAAUCUAAUUCCUGAAUCCGUCGAAUGGAUAAAUAGCCUUAUGGGGGUCAUGUGGGGACUUAUUGAUCCCGAUUUAUUUAUCUCUGUUGCAGAUACUCUUGAGGAUGUUAUGCAAGCUUCAGUACCUAGUGUUAUCGAGAAUGUUCGAGUGGCGGAAAUUAAUCAAGGAACAAAUCCUUUUCGGAUCUUAAGUUUACGUGCCCUCCCGGACGGUCAUGUUCAGGAAAUAAAGGAUGAUAUUCAUCGACAGAAUGAGAAGAAUAAAGAUCCUCAAAAACUGGCUGCAGAUGAGGAGGGUGGAGAUUAUUACAAUUUGGAAUGCUCAUUUGCCUAUCAUGCUCAACCUUCAGGGGCUGGAGCUUCUGAAAAGUCAAAGAACAUGCAUAUGCAUUUGGUAUUUUAUCUUGGUAUGAAAGGACUUUUCGGGAUCCCUCUCCCGAUCUUUGUUGAACUUCAAGGCCUCGUCGGCACUGUUCGAUUACGCCUACAACUUUCUCCCGAACCUCCAUUCUUGAAAGCUCUAACGUUCACAUUUAUGGGACUCCCAAAAAUUCAAGCUGGAUGUACACCAAUGCUUGAAACUGGUAUCAAUAUCCUGAACCUUCCUCUCAUCUCCAAUUUCGUCAAUUACGCUAUUGGUGCCGCCGCAAACGAAUACGUCGCUCCAAAAUCUAUGACUUUAGAUAUGUCUAAAUUGUUAAAGGGUGAUGAUAUUCAAAAGGAUGUUGAAGCACUCGGUAUUCUGUGGAUCCGUAUACAUAGAGCUUCUGGCCUAAGCAAACAAGACCGUCGUGGAAGUGAUGGUGGUGGGAGUGAUCCUUAUAUCACUGUCAGCUUCUCUAAGUACGGCAAACCAAUGUAUUGCACCCGAGUUAUCCAGGAUGAUCUCAAUCCGGUCUGGGAAGAAACUUGUGCUUUGCUUGUCACUCCUGAUCUCAUAAAAGCAGAUGAACAGCUUUCGAUGGAACUUUGGGACUCCGACCGAUCAACUUCGGAUGAUGUUGUUGGUAAGGUUGAACUUUCAAUGCAAAAAAUGAUUCAACAUCCAGGAAAAAUGUAUCCACAAGUUUCUAAACUUCGCGGCAUGGACUCCGAUAGUUCUAUGCCUGGUGAACUUCAUUGGGAAGUUGGAUACUUUGGUAAACCUCAAUUCAGACCGGCAAUGAGAAGUCACGGAAAGGAUAUUAAUCUACCCAAGGAAUUACAAGACAAAGAAGAAUUACAAGACGCUAAAGGAAGUCUUGAUACCCCUGAAGAAGUUGCUGUGGUUCAUACUCCUCCCGAUCCAUUGUGGCCAAGUGGCAUUUGCAGUGUUAUAGUUCACCAAAUUGUUAAUCUUGAAUUACAAAAUAUCAAAGGUAGUGAUGGUAAACGAAAGGGUAGAGAAUAUGAACCAGCAGUGGAAUAUGGGGAGAACAAGGAAGAGGAACAUAAAAAAUUACCAAGUAGUUAUUGUACUAUCUUGUACAACGAUGAAUUGGUAUAUAGGACACGAUCGAAGGUUGUCAGUUCAAAGCCUAUUUUCAAUGCAGGCACUGAACGCUUCAUCCGUGAUUGGAGAUCAGCGAUCAUUACCGUUACAGUUAGAGAUCAACGUAUGAGACAACAUGAUCCAAUCCUUGGAGUUGUUCCUUUGAAAUUAUCAGAUCUCCUACAAACAAGUUCUCAAGUUACAAGAUGGUAUCCUCUUGAUGGUGGAAUUGGUUUUGGCCGAAUCAGAAUCUCUGUUCUCUUCCGAAGUGUCGAAACAAGGUUACCACCACAACAACUCGGUUGGGAUGUAGGAACUUUUGAAUUCACAUCGGAUAAAAUCAUCGCUACUGGUUAUACUGAAAACUCAAAAUUGAAGCUUCGAACCGGUGGAAGUGUUGGGAAAAUCAAUCGUACCCAAUGCCGAAAGUUGGAAGAAGGCGACGGUAUAUUUUGGGAUCUUGCCAAGAAAGAGGGGAAAAAUAGGGUUCGUCUUCCUGUCAAGUAUCGUUACCGUUCACCAAUCGUUUUCGAAUUGCACGUCACGGGCAAACGUGGAGCAGAUGCUUAUGCAGUAAUUUGGCUUCACAAAUUAGAAGAUAAUAAAGAGGAAGAGAUCAGUAUCCCUAUCUGGAGAACUAAUAACGGUAUGAGACUUACCGAAAACUACAUCACCGAAGAGAAUUUCCGCGAUAUUCCAGAUAUUAAUAUUGAAGAAGUUGGACGACUUAAGUUUUCAGGAAGAUUCAAAGCUGGUAUGGAUGAAGAUCACGAAAAGUUUGUAACUGACAACGAUUCUCGAGAAACCCAAGAAACAUGGGAAGCAUGUCAUUCGGAAGGUGUGCGUGAUAGAAUUGUGAAGAAAGAAAUUCCACCAGCUGUUCAACAACUUCAUGAUCAGUCUUUAACGCAAGGAAGAGAUGUUCUCAGUCAAGCUAAUGAAGAGGAAAAGAAAAAAUGGUUGGAUCAAGAUGGUAACGACUGGAGUGGAGCUUUUGGUCAGGAUCCUGCGCAGUACGUAGAUAAGAGUGGUUACGGACAAAAGUAUCAGGAUGCUGAUUAUGAGGCUAGUAUGGUACGUAAACCACGAGGACCCAGUGGAUGUGUUGAAGCAAAUCUCAAUGAAGAUAUGAGCGAGAAAACCAGUACUGCAUCUUCAGACUCUGAAGAUUCAGAUGCAGAAUCCGAUCUUGGUUUGAAUGAUGCGACGACUGCAUCCACAAACCAAACUGCAGAGCAGGAUGGAAAUAAUGGAUCAAAUCAUUCGAAUAAUCCGGUAAAACAAUAUCAGAACUAUAAGGAGAGUUCAAAGGGUCUGCAUAGGAAACAAAGGGGUUUGAUGCAAUGGAAGCCGAUGAGAAAUUUGGCCUUUGCAAAGGAUGAGGUGAAAUUCGCGGCGAGAAAAAUUAAGAAUAAGACGAGUUUGAGUGGUAGGCAACCGGAUGUUGAAACGGAGACUGGAUAG
Molecule: messenger RNA, 3417 nt
Organism: Sclerotinia sclerotiorum 1980 UF-70
Lineage: Eukaryota; Fungi; Ascomycota; Leotiomycetes; Helotiales; Sclerotiniaceae
Exons: 5
Coding region: 1-3417 (1138 amino acids)
Molecular function (GO): lipid binding
Source: RefSeq, a predicted model, not a curated record